Messenger RNA from Seminavis robusta, 6046 nucleotides. Lineage: Eukaryota; Bacillariophyta; Bacillariophyceae; Naviculales; Naviculaceae. The record is from the annotation of a GenBank genome assembly.
ACAAUUUCGUUCAAAAGAGGUCUCGUUGACUGGCGCAUCGAAGAAGAUUGGUGCAUCGAAGAAGAGAAAGUUUCGCAAGCAAGAGGAAGGAAGGGAAGGGAAGGCAACAAGCCCACCAUCGUCGCCUAUAUGCAUACCGGUGGAUGCGGUAGUAGACGACUGCUUAGAAAUCAUGGAUAUGUCAAGGGCGUCGGAAGAGAGCGACAAUGAGAAUGAGUCGAGGGCAUCCACCUUCGAGGCAGCACGUCGAAAGAGAGAGAGAUCGGACUUCAUCGGGUCUCUCUUCUGCAAAGGUGUGCCGUCUGAAGCCGAUAGUGUUGCGAGUAUUGCAUACGUGUCGACAAAGUCUAGUGAAAAGAAGUCUCGUACUGGUCGUUUUCCACUAAAGUCAACUGAUCUGCUGAACAAGGAGAAGAAUCACAUCUCCGUGGCAACUCCACACGCUAGCUCAUGUGGCUUCCCCGACACCCUGGCUGCGCUACUUCCUUCAUCUGGCAGAACCAUCAAGUCAUCGUCACGGUCUGAUAUGUGCGACUGUAACGGUGCCUGUGUCUCUUGCUGGGAUGCAUCUUCAAGCGGACAAGUGCUACCCUUCCCAGACAAGCGGUCCCCACAACCGGAUUCAUAUUCUAUUCCUGUCAUUGAAGACCUUGGAGUGACUCCCAAAUCCAGAGCAAGACCACACAAAUACAGCAUAAGCCAUGCCAUGAAUUCCCCCGGAGAUCCUAUUCCUACUCCAGCGCCCAUUCGAAAAAAAUAUUCUCCUUUGAUUGACAACAUCCCAGAGGCGUUUGCCCCAGCGCCACAACCUGUCGCAGCAAUCCACGAACUCCAAGAAGACGAAGGAGAAGUGUUCCCUGAACCAGUGAUUGAAAAAACAAAUUGUACACCGGAAGAAACAAUCAGUGCGGUGCAAAGUGCCAAUGAAGACGAGUUUCUCCCAGACGACUUUGUCGAAAACAAUGCGGGGCUCGUAUACACGGAAGAGGACUUGCAACAAAAAGUCGAAGAAGCUCUGGCUAAUCGAGAAGCCGAGCUGGAGAUGAAAUUUGCCGCGGAAAUCUCGGUCAUGUAUACAGAAGAAGACUUGAGAGCCAAAGUGGCAGAGGCUGUUGCCAAGCAAGAAGCUGAGUGGCAGCAAAUGAAACACGCCUCUGACUCACAAGACUCGGAGUUUAUCAAAGACUUGCAGAUUCAAUUACAGCAGCAGCUAGAAGAACAGGGGGCACAGUGGAACAAAGAUCUGCAGGAACGCCUUGAUGCCAACAAAAAUCACUACAGGAAAAAGAACUCGGUAUUCAAGACGCGAAUCGCCGAAUUGGAAGACAAGUGCCAGGCCUUGGAGAAGAGUCAAGAAGACGAUCGUGGAGAGCAUCAAAGACAAACAGAAAAGUUGAGAAACGAAAUGAGCAGGCGCCAAGAAGCGCAUGACGCAGAGAGAACGAGGCUCAUCAACGAGAUUGCAAAGCAAAACGAGAGGAUCUCGGAUCUCACCAAAGACAAGGCCAACCAAGACCAAAGCAUCACUCCUGGUUUCAUUCGAGAUAUUCAGCUCGAAGUUAGAUCAAUGCAAAUUGAAAAGGAUAUGUGGGAAGGCCGCGAAGCCGAAUUGAAGGACCAAGUACGUCGCUUGGAAGAAAACACCCAUAAGCUGGUAAAGACUGUAGAGGAUCGUAGAUACGAACGAGGGAUGGACCAUCGAACCAUAUCGGAGUUGAAGGCCAGAGUUGAGUACUUGACCGAAGAAAAGACAACUUCGCACAGUGAUCUUGCUUCUCUCAGGAAAAAGCUGUCAGCUCGUGACAGCGAGGUGACCAUGAUGGAAGCCAAGUUCCAUUACGCAGAAUCCAAGCAGGAAGAAAUAGCCGAAAAGCUCAAAGAGAAGCUCAGCCGGGAGCACAAGCUCAGAGCAGGCCUCCAACGCUGCAUCCGAAUCCUCUCUGUCCGUCCAAAUAUGGAUGCAGAAGCCACGACGCCGUUCGAUGAGUCAGAUUGGGUUGACUCGUCAUUGGAGACGCUCUUGCAGCUUGUCAACAGGCUUGGGGAUCAGCUAGACCACACAGAACAAAGAGCGAAAGAAGCUGAACUGAAUUUGCGCAAGGAGACCGAUUCCAGAGUCGCGGCCGAUCUGGAGGUCGGAAGACUCUCUUCCUUGCUGCAGUCUCGACACAGCGAGGACAAGGGGGUGCUUGAAUCAAACGGCACUCCUUCCGACGACGUUUCUGCUGUCAGUUCAAACAGUUCAGACACCCUGUCCGAUAGAAAGCCAAAGGCGGUUGAUGUUCAAGUUCAUGUCGACAACCAAGGGAUUGAAGGUGUCACAGAAGUCGCUGCAAACCCAAGUCACUAUGAGACACCGCCAAGGAAGGAAAAGCCCUCCAAACGCGAUGAAGCGUACCCUAGUGAUGGAUCGAAGGGGCAAGCAGCAACAUUAAUCAACAACUAUUUGAACAGGUACACAUCAGAAGUAAUGGCACAACUCAAGCAUGACAUUGAAGCCCUGAAGAAAAUCAUCCGUCACGAUGAUGCCAGUCCCAACCUCGAUCCCCAGUUGUGUCUUGUUGGAGAGGCAUGGGUGCUUCCGAAAUAUGCUGUGGACGAACUCAACAAACUUGUCGAAGAUAUCUAUGAGCAACUCAAGAAUCUACAAGAACAACAUGGACACCCUAGAAAGAUUGCGGCUGCCAAAGGAGAGUUACUGCCCUAUGGAGGAACUAGCGACUUGCUCGAACAACUGGAAUCUCAAAAGCUCGCUCUCGCGAAGAAAGAGAAAGAGCACUUUGACGAAGUGAGAAAAGUGCAAAAGCUCACGGAAGAACUUACUCUAUUGAAGGCUCGGCUCGACAAUUCAAUGCCCGACGAAGAGCGCGAUGACUGGCAACGUAGCGAACCACGCGAUGGGUCUCGCUCGUUGAUGGACAGCGACUCAGAUCUCCAAGAUGAACUUGAGAAUAUGCAAUCAAAACUUGAAGAGGCCGAAGAAAACGUCAACAAACUCAUGGAGGACGUCGAGACUAAGAUGGCUGAGAAAGCUGAAAUCAUUCGAGCACUGGGAUUGUCACACGAGAAGGCAACCCUGCUAGAGGAUCGCUUGACGCAGUUGCUGUCUAGUUUGCGUGAAAACGAAGCCGAACAAGUUUCGCAGCUCCGAACAGAGCUCCAGGAAACAUUGGAGAUCCAUUACGCCGAGAGUCUCUCGGAUGAAGAACGACAGGUCCAGGAAUUGCUAGUAAUGCUUGAGCUAAAACAAGACAACGAGAGAUUGACAACCAAGAUCCAGGAGCAAGAGGAUGCGGCCGAGUCGAUGACCGAACUUCUUGAGACGCAAGUUAUCGAUCUUACUUCCAAGUGCAACAACCUCGGCGAAACUAUCGAAAAACGGGAGCGCAAGAUUACCGCCCUCACAGAAGAGGCCUCCAAUCAGCAAAUGCACCAAGCCCUCCUCGAAAAGAAAAUUGAUGCAGUUAUCAGACACAUCGAAACUGUGGAGAGCGAACAGGAUCUUCAGGUGGAGCCAACCCUGACGCAAUCCGAAAGUGAUCUGUCGGGCAAUGGGCGCCCCGUUGACAUACAAAAGCUUGAGAGAGUGGAGAGGCAUCUUCUGUACAUCUGGGACGAAUUUACUAGGAAAAAGGUCGAAGAGCUCAAAAACCAACGGCAGCUUUUAGCGACAAUGAAAGACAACAUUGAAAAGCACCGCAACGAAAGUGAGACGACUAUUCAAGAUCUCCAGGCUAAGGUUGCUCAAUCGGAGCGACUUGUGGAGGAGGUCAGACAGGAGGGUCAGCAUACGAUCGAGAGUCUCCAGGCGAACGUUGCUGAAUCAGAAAAGAGAAUCGAGGAGCAAAAGAGUGAACACCAACUAUCGGUCCAGCAUAUGGAAUCCAAGAUUUCGGAGCUGGAGAAAGAACUUCUUGAGAAACAGCAAGAGGGCCACCACUCUACGGAAGACCUGCAGAUCAAAAUCUCCAAUUUGGAAGAAAACCUGGAAGAAGAACGCCAUGGACAUCAACAAAAGAUCAACGAAAUGCAGGGUGUGAUUUCAGGGCUGGAGACUCAACUUGAAGAUAAAGUUGCCGAGUUGGGAAAAGAGCUUGAAGAAAAGCAGCGUGAACAUCAGCAAGCAAUCCAAGUUUUCCAGGGCAAGGUCUCCACAUUGGAAAGUAGUCUUGAGGAGAGGCAACAUGAGAGCCACGAAACAGCACGGAGUAUGCAGGAUAAAGUUGCCGAGUUGGAAAAAGAGCUUGAAGAGAAGCGACAUGAACAUCAACAAGCCGUCCAAGAGCUUCAGGCCAGGAUUCUUGCAUUGGAGAGGAGCUAUGAGGAGCAGCAACACGAGAGCCAACAAGCAGCACAUGGUUUGCAAGCUAAGGUUGCUGAACUGGAGAAGGAGCUUGAGGAGAAGCGGCAUGAACGACAACAUGUAGGCCAAGAGCUUCAGGCCAAGAUCCUUGCAUUGGAGAGCAGCAAUGAGGAGCAGCAACACGAGAGCCAACAAGCAGCACAGGGUAUGCAAGCAAAGGUUGCAGAUCUGGAGAAGGAGCUUGAGGAGAAGCGGCAUGCGCAUCAGGAAGCCAUCGAAGAGCUCCAGAGCAAGAUUUCUGAUUUGGAGGGGACUCAACUAACCGCAGUCACUGUUGCUCAUUCGGAAAAGGAGUCAGUGAAAAUAGAGCUUGCCGAUGCCUUGGACGCUGUUUCCAAAGCCAACGAAGAGUCACGGCAAGCAUUCCAAUCCAUGGUAGAGGCAAACGAAAAGAUGGCAUCGCUUGCCACAGAAAAAGAAAAGCUGAGCCACAAGGUGACUUCACUGAAAACUACCGUUGAGAGUCUCACCCGAGAACUCGACCUCCAGAGUGAAUCACUCGAGGAACUAGAAACGGCGCGUGCAGAAAGCGCCAGACUGAAAGAAGAGCUUGAAGUAUCAACGACAGAGUCAUCAAGCAAAGGCGAUACUAUCAGAGAGCUCAAAUCGCAACUGGAGGCAAAUCGUGCGGAAUGUGAAAGAAUCGAGAAGCUGCUCAAAAUCCGAUCCGGCAACUUUCACGAGGAGCUCUUGAAACGCACUGCAGAGCUUGAAGAAAAGGCCAAUGCAACAAUCAAAAGCUGCGAGGCGCAAGUUCGAAAACUCCGCGACGAGCAUAGCAGAGAAAUCGAUGAGCUGCUGAAAAGUUUGGACGAGGUGGAAGCGGAGCACAGCGAAAGUGUUAGCGUGAAGGAAAACUCGGUGAAGGAGAAAGAUGCCAUCAUUGCUGCUUUGGGUGCACAGCUAGCUGAGUCACAAACACGGAUCCUGUCCAUCGAGCAAGCUGCCAAACAAAACCUUGAAGAAGCUCGAGACGCAUUGCUCACGGCCCAGGAAUUGGCAGAAGCUCGACAGGUUGAGCUGGAAACUCUUCGGGAAGCUUAUGAAAACGUUUUGGAGUCAGAACGGAUCAAGAGGGAGAACGCAGUCGAAGAGGCUAGAACUGAAACCAUACAAGAAGCAGAGCAGCAGUUUGAACACUUUAACGCCCUGUAUCGAACAAUGACUCAGAACUACAAAAGCGCCGCGGCUAAGGUAACCGAAUUGGAAACUGAGCUUGCCGCAACGCAACAAGCUUUGGAGGAACUGCAACAAGACCAUGCGACCCGCAUCGCAAGCCUCGGCUCUGACUUGGCCGAAAUGAAAGCAGAACAUGCCAAAGCAGAUGCCGAUGCCGCUCGGAGCGCAAAAGACUACUUCGGAGAUUUGGAAGCCUUGAGGGCCGCCGAGAGAGAUUUGCAGAGUAGAUUGACAGAGGCGGAAAAGAACAGCCGCUCUGUUCAAGACCUUCUUGCCACCCUUACGAAAGAAAAGGAAGAACUGAUAGCCGAGAACGAGGAGCUGAAGUCCGUAUGUGAAGAGGCGCUCGAGGCCAUGUCAACACAAUCCUAGGAACGAUGUUUGGUCGACCAUGUAGGCACCUGAACGAUUCAAUCGAAUCAGUUUGGUGUUGUGGGAAUUUUUGGUUUCUAUCUCUAUGCCAUUGUACGCUUUACUGUAAAUAGAAGCUUGUAUUACACUUCC